Ectocarpus sp. CCAP 1310/34 is the source of this 2845-nucleotide messenger RNA. The record is from the annotation of a GenBank genome assembly. Lineage: Eukaryota; Phaeophyceae; Ectocarpales; Ectocarpaceae.
AUGGCGAUGGAAGACUUGAUUCCGGUCGUCAACAAGCUGCAGGAUGUCUUCAGCGCGAUCGGGCAGACGCCCAUCGACCUCCCACAGAUCGUCGUCAUCGGCUCGCAGAGCUCGGGCAAGAGCAGCGUCCUCGAAAACGUCGUGGGGCGCGACUUCCUGCCCCGAGGCACGGGCAUCGUGACCCGCCGCCCCCUUAUCCUGCAGCUCUACAACACCGCCGGCACCAUGGGCGGCAAGCGCGGGAGCUCGGGGGUCGCUGCUGCUGCUGCUGCUGCUGUUGCCGGCCCCGCCGGUGCCACCCCCAUCGCCCCUCCCACACCCCCCCGCAAAGAAUCCGGCUACACGGUAACCGGUAGGCAGGACUCGGGUUCUGGAGGGCUUGUCGGGGGGCGUGUGGCUGCUUUCGGGGGGGGUUCGAACGGCUCGGUGUUGCCUGGGGGGGCGCCGAGGACGCCGAGCAGGACAGGCCGGAGCGGGCCCGGGGCGGGGGGGGGUCUUAGCCCGCCGCCUAGCCCGAAGCCGCCGACGCCGGAGAGAGAAUGGGGGGAAUUCCUCCAUCUCCCUGGCCAGAAGUUCUUUAACUUCGCCGAGAUCAGGGAGGAGAUCAUCCGCGAAACGGACAGGCUGACGGGCAACAACAAGGGGAUAUCCGCCAAGAGCAUCAACCUCCGGAUCUACUCGCCCUUCGUGCUUAACCUCACCAUGGUUGACCUGCCGGGCAUCACCAAGGUGGCCACGGGAGACCAGCCGGCCGACAUCGAAGAGCAGAUCCGAGACAUGUGCUUGCAGUACAUCAAGAACCCGAACGCCAUCAUCCUCUCCGUAACGUCGGCGAACACCGACCUGGCCAACAGCGACGCCCUCAAGAUGGCGAGGGAGGUGGACCCCAAAGGGGACAGGACCGUGGGCGUCCUCACCAAGAUUGACCUCAUGGAUCCCGGCACCGAUGCUGGGGACAUGCUGGACAACCGAAUUAUCCCCCUCAAGCGAGGGUUCGUGGGUGUAAUCAACCGCGGACAGAAGGACAUUGAUGACGGGGUCAGCAUUCGGCAGGCCCUUCAAAAGGAGGCGGCGUAUUUCAGAGACCACCCCGCCUACAAAGGCCUCGACAAACGCGUUGGAACGACCAACCUUUCCAAGACCCUCAACCAGAUCUUGAUGCAUCACAUCCGGGACUGUUUGCCGGAGAUCAAAAGCAAGCUGAACGUGAUGAUGCAGAGCGUGUCUCAAGAGCUGGCAGAGCUCGGCGAGCCGACGGACUGCGUGUCCGGCGCCUCUCUCACGGCUACCUUGCUUACUCUCUUGUCCAAGUUCGCGUCCAACUUCCAGGCGGCGGUCGAUGGUCGAGGCUCGUCGCCGGACGGAAUUGAAAUGAACGAGCUGUACGGCGGGGCUAGGAUAAGCUACAUUUUCCACGAGAUCUUCUCUCACAGCUUGGCCACCAUCGACCCCUUCGAGGGGCUCACGGACCAGGACAUCCGAACGGCCAUAUACAACGCCAACGGCACCAGGCCUAGCCUCUUUGUGCCGGAGAUGUCGUUUGAUCUGCUCGUUCGCAAGCAGAUUGCCAGACUGGAACAGCCUGGCCUCCAGUGCGCUGACUUGGUCUUCGACGAGAUGCAAAGGAUCGCGGCUCAGUGUGAGGGGACGGAGCUGACCCGUUUCCCCUGCUUGCGAGACCGGAUUGUGGAGGUGAAUCACCAGCUGCUUCGAAAGUGCAUGAACCCUACGCAAGUGAUGAUCUCCAACUUGAUUAAGCUGGAGCUGGCGUACAUCAACACUUCCCACCCCGACUUCAUCGGAGGCAGCCGUGCGAUCGCCGAAGUUAUGGAGAGGAAUAGGACACCCAACGGGGGUGGCGGUGGCAGCAGCGGAAACGACACUACCACGGGAGUGCGGUCCCCGCCACCACGAAACCUUCCGGGCAAGGGGUUGGGGGGCAUCAGCCCCACCCGAGCGCCCGGAGGCUUUGGGCCCGGUCCCCGCGGCAUCGGGCAGCAGCCGUGGGGCGGGCUGCCCGACAGCAGCAGGGCCGGGAGCUCCAACGAUUCUAGGGGGGGCGGAGUAGGGGCUCAGCAGCAGCACGCAAGGUAUGGGGAGAGAGGAGGCGACGGCGGCGGCGGGUCGGGGGACGGCGGUGGCGGGUCGCGGCACCAGGAGAAGGAACGUGGGGGAGGCCUCAUGUCGUUUAUCUUUGGAGGCGGGCAGCAGGAUAAGCACCAGGGAAGACAAGCUCCGCAUAUGGUCAAGCUUCCGCAGCCGCCGGAAACGAUGCGUCAAUCGGACGAGCCGACGGACAGAGAGCGAUGCGAGAUGGAGAUCAUCAAGAGCCUCAUGAGAAGCUACUUCGACAUCGCCAGAAAGAACUUCCAGGCAAGCCAUCUACUUCUCGCAUCAACACUUUUGCGCUUCGCCGGUAUCUCUUUGAGACAGUCCCCGGUCAUGGAUGAAAGAGACGGAUCACAUGACCCCGAAUCGCGUCAUGUCGACACGGAUUUGGUCCCCAAGACGAUCAUGCAUUUUUUGGUGAACGACGUGAUCAACAUGCUCCAGAACGAGCUGGUGUCGAAGCUGUACAAAGAGGAUCUCACGGGAGAGCUCAUGCGUGAGACGGACGACGUAGCAGAGCGGAGACGCAUCUCGAGAGACAUGCUGUCCUUACUCAAAAAGGCAGUCAGCAUCGUCAGCGAAGUGCGCGACUUUAACCCCUUCCUCGGUUGAUGUAUUUUUUGGCAUUGAAUACUUCAAGACGAUGUGUUGGACCCGGAGCUUCUUUCGUGCUGUAAACUACACCACCCUCCUCCUCGUUGUUGUCGCUGUUGUCGUUGAUGGACGUUGUGUUGUU